Messenger RNA from Penicillium canariense, 1434 nucleotides. Its product is annotated as pepsin-like aspartic protease. Bases 1 to 1434 code for a protein of 477 amino acids. Gene Ontology annotation, molecular function: aspartic-type endopeptidase activity. The transcript has a single exon. NCBI's taxonomy places the organism in Eukaryota, Fungi, Ascomycota, Eurotiomycetes, Eurotiales, Aspergillaceae. Gene Ontology annotation, biological process: proteolysis. The record is from RefSeq and is a predicted model, not a curated record.
AUGCGAUUCUCACCAUGUCUGCUCAUCGCGGGCCUUUCAACCGGCGUGCACGCCUUCUAUCCCUAUGAGCUCAAGGUCGCCGCCUCGGCAAGUAUCUCAUCUAGGGACUCUGUGCAGCGCCGUUUCUUCCCCUGGGCACUUGUGCCGGACAGCUCGGACGACACCAGCACCGACGCCAAGCCGUUGACCCUCGACAUCAAGAAGGGUUCGGUUCGCCGCGAUGAUACCUAUUCAAUUGUCGAGUCCAACACCCCAACCUUGCCAAACAGCGCCCCCCUCGACCAGGAUGGUAUGGACUUUUCCUACUUCGCUGUGGUGGAGGUUGGCUCGCAGAAGGAGGAGAUGUGGCUGGCCCUCGAUACCGGCUCACCCAGUAGCUGGGUGUUCAGCUCCAGCUGUACGGACAGCGUCUGUACGAGCCACCACACGUUCGACACAUCGGCAUCCAGUUCCUAUAUUUCGAACAGCUCCACCUACAGCGUUGGCUACGGCAGUGGGAAUGUCCGUGGCGACCUGGGACAGGAUAGUUUUUCCAUCGCCGACAUGCAGGUGACGUUCUCGUUUGGCACGGCCACCUCGGCGACGUCGACUUUCUCUAGCUACCCCAUCGACGGUAUACUCGGACUGGGACGAUCAGACACGGGCGGCUGGGAUAUUCCAUCGUUCAUGGACGUCGUUGCCGAAAAGGGUUAUCUUGCGUCGAACCUCGUGGGAUUUAGUCUCUCCCGGGCGAAGGACAACAAGAAGGAUGGAGAAGUCAACUUUGGAACAGUCGAUACCACCAAGUUUGAUGGAAACAUCUCCUACACUGCCACCAGCACGGAUACCUGGACCAUCCCGAUGGACGAGGUCUAUGUGAACGGCCAAGCCGCAGGCCUGACCUCCAAGUCCGCCACCAUCGACAGCGGAACUACUUACGUCUUGAUUCCCCCGUCUGACGCAGCGACCCUCUUUGCACUCAUUCCCGGAUCAUCUAUGUCGGGCGAAAACUACAUCAUCCCCUGCAACUCGACUGCAACCUUGGAACUAUCCUUUUCAGGUGUCAAGUACUCUAUCUCGCCGGAGGACUACAUCGGUGCGACCAGCACUGGUGGCUGCGUGUCCACCAUCGUUGGCCACCAGUCCGCCGGGGCAAAUGACUGGCUAGUCGGAGAUGUCUUCCUGAAGAACGUGUAUACGGUCUUCGAUUUCGAUAACGGCCAGAUCGGCUUCGGAACGCUGGCCACAUCCAACACCACAGGAAAUGGCACAUUUGUAGCCCCGAGCGUUACGGCUACCGCCACCACUGCCGACUCCACCACGGGCUCCACCUCGACAGCGUCGACUGCUUCGACUGCUUCGGAUACAGUUAUCCAUACCGGCGCUGCAUCUCGUCUGUCCCACGGCGCAGGCUUGUCGCUGCUCACAGCUUUGACCAGCAUGCUCUUCGUUUAA